UCAUAUUUUUUCAUUCUCAGGGCAGGACUGCAAUAUGGAAGAUGUGCCACACCUUUGGCGAUGCCGAAUGCCAUGUCGGCCUUCUGGGCAUUAUCACUGCCCAUACUGUUCACGAACAGUAAUUAGAAGAGUAGAUAUGGAAAGACAUUUGGCCUUAUGUCGCCUUCAGCGAGCAGCUCAUGACCUCCCAGCACCACCACUAGGUGCUGACUGUCCGCCACCACCUCAGACAACAGCUACCUAUGGCCUCACACCGCCACCACCAGUUGCUGACUGCCCACCACCACCUCUGAAAACAGCUACAUCACCUGCUAAUGUUCAUGCCACAUCACAAGACCAUAGUUACGCUUGUUCAUCAGUCUCCGGUGUAGCAGAUGUAUGUGGUAAGUCUGCAAAAUGCCCACACUGCAGCCUCAGUAUGCUGAAGAAAAAUUUCAGCACACACAUGUUGAGGAAGCAUUCAAAUAUAUUGGCGGACAUCACUAUGGGCUUCCAUCUGCCAAGUGUUCUUGUGGAUCAAACGAACGGUAUAUUUGCUGUGAGAAGAACUGGUCAUGGUUUUUCUGUCCCUGUGCAUGUGCAGAGGAAAACCUGGGGCAAGACCCACAAGGUGUUGUGUGAGCUAGACGAAUGCCAACAGUUUCAGUUGCUGGCUCAGCGGAGUGGAUUGAGCCAUAGUUUGUGUGUCCACUUGCGAUCGAUUGAUUACUGUGACGCAACAGGCAGAGAGGCUUUUCUGCAAAAGGAUGUCCUGGACGAAAUGGUUGGGUUAAAGUUCUUUGGGGAGGCAAAGGCAGCAGUGUGUCUGAGGAGGCAGAGAUCUGCCUGUGAGGCUCAUGUUCCACUUUGUGUGCCUGUAAAUUUUGGUGGGUCAUCAUCCCAAAUUUGCACAUCAAUACAUGAGCCCACUAUUCAUAGUUUCUCUCGACUUGGAAGACUGAUGGUGACAUUCAACUGUGCCAAAAACACCUGGCAUUGCCCCUGCAGAAAGCCACGGACCUCCUGCCCACAUAUCAACAUAGCCAAAUGGCAUUGCUUUCAAACAAACAAACAGCUUUUCACAUCCGAUACCCAAUCAGCCUCAAGGUCAGAGGGCUCCAGUCAGCAGGACACCACAGCUGUGAAGAGAACAGCACAAUACAUUCUAAAAGAAAAAAAAAUUCCCCAGCCACUUCCAAAAGCAGUGAUGUCACUGACAACAAACAAGCGGCAUCUUUUCCCUGUAGAAAAUGAAUGCCAACUUUGUGCAGAACAUCCACUACUUGGAGAUGCAGUGUUAAUUACCAACAGAGCCCGCAUUGUUGGAAUCAUGGGCCUGCUUGAAAAUAUUUCAACAUACCAAAGACAGUGCCCACAAUGUAAGAUGACGUACCGUUAUCAGGAGUGGAAAGAUGGUCUGCACAACUUUGAUAAUCAUCUUCUGCUUUCCCUGGAACUUUGCCUUUUCCUCAGGGAAAAUAUCUGUAACCAUGUGUCUGUGUCAAGAGUCGUAGACUCUUUACAGGGGCUUAGAGAGGAGAAGUACCCUUCCAGAGAUGCCAUUUUCCAUGGCUAUUGCCACUUUGAGGCCUUGACAGAUACGGAGUACGACUACACAUGUGUAACUUGUGGUUUUCACCCGCCUGUUGUAGUAAUGGAUCUACACAGAAAAGGUGUUUUCAAGCUGGAAGUGAGUGACCUCAAAGCUCCUGAGGAAUAUAACGGAGAGCAGGACAUCGACAGCUUUUGGAAUUCCGUCCAUCUGGAUAUGAUAAGCCGGGGAUUUUUCACAAGUGGUGCCAAAAAUCCAUUCGUGGUCAAACCCAGCUAUGACCAUUGGGCUCCCUGGAUUGGAGCAGAGACAAGGCAGGGUGGCACUGUUCUUAACACGGAGUUUAAAAAGCUCAGAACAGCCCCAUCUGCAGGUGAAGCCCAACUCCACUGCGUAUCAGAGGAUCGGCUCAUAGAUGAGCUUGCUAAACAAAAGGUUGGAGUUGUCAGGAAACUUUGCAAAUCAUGCAAUGUUGACACAAAGGGCUCCCGUCUUGACCUCAUCAACAGGCUGCGGGAGCACAUGAAAAGCAGGCAUACCUUUGACAAGGUCUUUCAAAGCAUAUGGGGUGCAUCUGGGGGGUGCUCUGUGAUUCUCUGCCCACAUGGUGUCGUGUACAGCAUAAAGUUCAAUCUGCGGGCGGAGAGUCCCAGAGACUUUGCAGACCUCCUCCUGUCAUGGAAGCAUUUUCCAAAUGUCUCCAUAUAUGACUUUGCCAGGGGUUUAGCAACCCAUACCAACUUGCGGGUGCCAGAACAACUGCCCUUCCAGCCACAUGAAGGUCGCUUGGCUGAUCCUACGGAGGAGAACAUAAAGGCAGCCAUGAAAGGGAGUCUGACAGUCAGUCUACCCUGGCUGCAGGAGAAACUACAUAAGACACAAGACAAGGCACAUCCUCUGACGGGGUCAUCGGCACACUACUGCCUUUAUGAUCGAUUCCAUGAAGACAAUGCAUCAGACCCUAAGGACAGGCUGCGCAGAAUUGGCAUGGUCCCUGAAUUAAAAGGGUGGCUGAAUAGCCAGGUGGUGGAGCAGUUUUUUGCAAAAAUGCGAAAAAAUAACUAUUUUAUGAAUAAUAUGAAUCCUUCAACUCACAUUUUUUUAAUGAGACAUAUUAUUCACCGCCACAACACUGCCACCAACAAUCGGCUCUUGGAGAAACAACUGACUGCCGGUCACCAGCUGGAACUGCUCCAUUCUGUAACCCUGUCUACUUUGGGACAAGCUGUCAUAUGCAAACCAGUGACUGACAAGGCAUCAAACUCUGACUAUGCUGGUUCCGCACAUCAUUGUGGGCAACAGUGUGAAAUGCUGACUGCCAUUGUAAACCUUAGGCCCUGCAGAGCCUCCUGGGGUCCAAAAGGAGAACAUCCCCUCCAGGAACAGCUGGUCAAUUACAUUUUGGAUGAAAGUGGGCCACCUCAGGAAAUAAUGGUGAAGGAUGGUCCAACCUGCUUGACUAGGGAGAAUCUGUUAAGUCUAGGUCUUAACAGGGAAAUGGACUCUGUAGUGGGAAAUGCUUGUUUGAGGUUGGUGAAAGAGAUGUCCCAACUUCAGGGGAAAAAUGUCUUCAUUAUGGACCUCCAUAUACCCCCUACCUGGCUACCACCCAGGGGCUGUGACCCUCUGCUGAGUCUUCCAGUGGAUGCCACAGACACUGUGCUGGUGUUCCCACUUUGGACUCCAGGGCACUACUUGCUUUGUGUCAUGAAGCCACUUGAAAAACGUAUAUGGUUCCUCGACUCCCAGUAUGCCCAGAGGGAGCAAAGCUUUGGGCACACGAUUUAUCGGGACAUCUUGAGGUUACAAUAGGAUGAUUAACCAUGGCAGUCAUGUUCCCCUGGCUUGCCAUAAUCAUUUUAAGUUUUGGGCAGUCACGUUCUCCUGACUUGUCCUCUUAAAUGCAACUAGUUUUGACAGUCAUGUUCCCCUGACUUGUCCACAUUGAAGCAGCUACUCCUGGCAAUCACGUUCCCCUGAUUUGUCAGAGCUGCAAAGGUAAAGUGGUUCCUCAUGUUCAGAGGAUGUAAGUGUAGCUGACUGG
Messenger RNA from Boleophthalmus pectinirostris (great blue-spotted mudskipper), 3575 nucleotides. RefSeq lists its product as uncharacterized. The transcript is spliced from 14 exons. The record is from RefSeq and is a predicted model, not a curated record. Lineage: Eukaryota; Metazoa; Chordata; Actinopteri; Gobiiformes; Gobiidae. The coding region runs from base 35 to 3343 and encodes 1102 amino acids.